AUGUCAACACGCAAAUCCAGCCGCGCAACCAAAGCGGUAAAAUACACAUCCGCAUCCGAAGGCUCGGAUUUCGAGGACAAGAAGCGAAAGCCCAGGAAGACAACUACAGCUACCCCCAAAGGACCUACAAAAAGGACAAAAGCAGCACCAAACGCGACCACCGUUUCGGGAAAGAAGGCCCCCAUGAACCCCAAGCGCCCCGCCGAAUCCGACGACAACGAGUCCAGCAACGAAGCCGCCGCCAUCUUACCGCCUAAACCCAAGCGCCAAAAGAAAGACCCCGAGACACUCGCCCAAGAAGCCCACGAGAAGCAGGUCAAAGCCGACAAAGCGCUGCACAAACAAAACUGGCAGGACUGGCUCGCCUCCCACUCCGUCGAAGGCGAGAUGCUUGAAGAAGAGCCCGACAAGGAAGAAAGUAUCACGCAAACCGACGCGCUGAAGAAGUACGGGCUCAAGAAAGAGGAACUGACGUCCCUGCUGCGGUACGAGAAGAAGAACCCGUUGUAUGGGGGCACGAUGAAAUUGUUCCUAAGGGACAAUGUGAAGGAGUUGGGCUUCAGGAAGAUGGGGAUUCUGGAGGGUAUGGAGGGGGGUGAUGAUGAGGUUUUGAGGAGGGGGGAGGAGAUUUGGGAAGCAGAGCAUAAAGACGAUCCUGAGUCUGAGGACGACGCGAAACCAACAAAGUCGAAGAAGGACGACAAGUCCACGCCGACGAAAGAGAAGAAUGCCCCAGCCAAACCCGAGAAAUCGAAGAAGGAAGCACCAGCUAAAUCCACCAAACCCGCUAAAGAAAAAACACCCAAGCAAAAUUGGUCAGCAUACAUAUCCGCACACACCCCCACCGCCGACUCAAACCUCACCGAAGAGCCAUCCGACGUCAUCAAUCAAACAGAGUGCAAGAACAAGUACAGUCUCACAUCUCAGGACCUAGCUUGUCUGCCGUUCUUCCCUAAGAAGAACCCAGUGUACGGGAAAAUCAUGAAGUUAUUCAAAGAGAGCGAAGCGAAGAAGUUGGCGUAUGUGAAGACUGCUGUUCUAGCUGGUGUGGAGGACGAUGGUGAGGAUGAAGGGGCGUUGGUGAAGGAGGGGAGGAAGAUUUUUGAGGAGCAGCGAGAGGGGGAGGAGGGUGAGGAAGAGUAG
Messenger RNA from Alternaria arbusti, 1143 nucleotides. RefSeq lists its product as uncharacterized. The record is from RefSeq and is a predicted model, not a curated record. NCBI's taxonomy places the organism in Eukaryota, Fungi, Ascomycota, Dothideomycetes, Pleosporales, Pleosporaceae. Bases 1 to 1143 code for a protein of 380 amino acids. The transcript is spliced from 2 exons.